Oncorhynchus keta (chum salmon) is the source of this 4903-nucleotide messenger RNA. Its product is annotated as KATNB1-like protein 1. The transcript is spliced from 10 exons. Gene Ontology annotation, molecular function: microtubule binding. Bases 6 to 1064 code for a protein of 352 amino acids. Lineage: Eukaryota; Metazoa; Chordata; Actinopteri; Salmoniformes; Salmonidae. The record is from RefSeq and is a predicted model, not a curated record. Gene Ontology annotation, cellular component: nucleolus.
CAUUUAUGAAUCCCCAACAGUGUCUGGUCAUUGUUGAGAAAAGUAACAGGGGCUCCGGUUGGGUUAAGAAACCAAGGCGAACGGAUAGCAAAACCAGCCUUGUGAGAUCAGACAAUCGUAGAACGUCUAUCAACACUGACAGGAUAUUGAUGAUGGACUCAGACGAGCCAGAGGAGCAUGAUGGUGAAGAGGGAGAAUAUCAAAGCCUUGAAGAGCAGGACAUGGUCCAGUACAGAGUAUGCUACUCUCAUCCAAAGUACACCAAGGAGUUGGAUUUCUGUAAAAAGGAAGACGUUAAGAAGAAGAGAUGUCCGGCAGGUCGUUCAGGGAACAACCCUGGGAGACAGAAGCGGGUUGUGUCGUGUAAGAGGAAGACCCACCAUCUCAAUAUCUGUCGAAGGAAGCAGCCAGCCACAUGGAAAACUUGUGAUGUGGCCAACAAGGAGAACGAAAUGGCCUGUGUGCAGGACAUGGAAGAGAUAUUCUAUAUGGACCCAUGGGAGUUUCCACUCACUGCCCCCCAUCCUAACAAAACUGAUGAGGCUGGUUCAAAAAACAGUGACUACUUCAUAGAGUUAUCAAAAGACCACAACACAAUGACAGAGGUGCUCUUUGGAAGAAAUCUGAGACUGAGUGUAGCUUUGACCCUGUGGCAAAGAAAUGUUGGAGAACUGCUUACGUAUUUUUUAAGGAUCCAAGACACUGGUGUGUUUGUUGAUUUUCUUCCAGUGAUAACAAAAAGCCUUGAUGGUGAGUCAGAGUCACCCAGCGUUUCCAUUGGCUGUUGUGUUGACCUUUUCCCCCUAGUGAAAAAGGUCCUCACUACUCCAUAUGAAGAGCACCUGGUAGCUGGUUUACGAUUGGUACAGUCAGUAUUAAGACAUUGGUGGCCAGAGCUCUCAGCAAGUGGAGGAACUGACACGCAAUCUAUGGAUGGAAAUAUCCAAGUGUUCAAACAGCAGCUAAAGGAGUUUUGGAACCAGGAGCCUCAUUUGAGUUCAGUUCCAGGAAGUGCAGGUGAAAUAGCAAAGGUUAUAGACUAUUACCUGUUACAAUUGCCCUGAUCGCAAUGGUGGCCCAUGCCAAGCUCCCGUCUAGUCCUGAUGACAUGUCGUUGGAGAGUUGGAAACCACAUAAGAACACAAUAGACUUGUGACACAAUGAUCUGCACUACUUGACUUUUGAUGUGUGCAAAAGCAUUACCAAAUUAAUUUGAGGGCUCCUAAACAGUGCCCAAAGAGUGCCUGCUGUAGAGUGCCAGAGAGCACAGAAUUUUAAUUACAAUUUCAGAUGACCAACUCUUGUCCACAAUUGCUAACAUGACUUAACCUCACUAAAUUUCAAUGGUAUGAAAUUAAUCCAAAGGAUGAAAGUGUGUGCAAUUGAUUGGUUACAGUAGAGAACCAAUUGAAGUUGUGUUGGAUGAAUUAAAAUGGUACUUGAAAUUAUUGUAUUGUAAAUUCAUUUUUAUUUUAUAAAUGAAAAUGCCAGUAAGGUUAUGUGACACCUUUGUGUUCAGCAAGGCAGUGGUGUUUCAGAGUGGAAUGGUUGGCUGUUGGUUGAUGGAGUCGGAGAGAAAGGGUAGCGAGAGGGGGUACACUGAGUGGUGAGAGAGAAGAGGUGAGUCUCAGUGGGAGCAUGUGUUGGUCAGUGCCGACAGCUCCAGAGUGACUGCCAGCCGGGCAGCAGUACAGCACAAUUAGUUAUUUGCAACCGCCACUGCCCCGAAAGCAAAGCUGAAGUUUUCAUGUAUUUUUAGUCAGGCUAUACUGAAAUACUCAAGCCCUAGUUAGAGCCGAUAACUAGGACUGAGAGUAUAACUACGUUUUUAUUUGUCAGGUCACAUGGUUAGGAAAGAUUACUUCCCCUAUUCAUAAGGUACUUGUAUGUGUUGUCUUAGUGCAGAGGUAUUCCAGAAUAAUGAAGAAAUGUGUUUCAAUUGUGAGAGCAAAAUUGCAAGAUUACGUUAUAAUACUUGUAUUGCAUCAAAUGGUUGUUUUAUUCAACAGAAUAGAGUAUUCUUAACUAUUGUAUGUGUGUUCUACUGAGGACGGGCCUCUGGGAGAUAACACUGACAGGAGAUCUCCGAUGUCUUUUGGGUGAUAAAACCUAAAGAGCAUUCCAGAGCAUGAGUUAAUGUUUCUGUUCUAUACCGUACCAGGGAGAGAUGGUUCCAGUUUGGAGUCGGAGGGCCAGACACUGGUCUAUACAAUGAUAACUGUUGGAAAGCCAUUUGGAUAAUGUAUUUAAGGUCAUUUGUAAUACUGAUUUCAAGGUCAUUUGUAAUAUUGAUAAUUAUGAUAUUUGUGAUUUGGAAGAAGGAGAGGGCAUUGCCUUUGACUAAGUCUAUUUUCCUAUGACGAUAUGGGUACAAUCAUUUUUCUUUAUGGAGUUCUUAAGAGUAAAGAUGUUAAUUUCAUUUUGUUAUUUUAAUUUUUGUUUUAUUUUUUUGACCAGUAGUAGUGUUUUUUUUUCUUUCUCUCUCAUGGAGAGUAAUGUGUUAAAAAUGAGGAGGGUACAGUCCUCUGAAGUUUUGGAUUGAAGUUUGCACACCUUGAGUGAUGUAUAUGGAGUGAUAUGUGAAGGAGUGUAUUGUUGUGUUGUUUUUUCUGUUCCCAAUGGGUUGUAGGUCUAACGUCCUGAUCCUGUGGCUCUGCGAUGAAGUUGACAGUGUGAUAGGGAGUAUAAGCCAAUUUGAAAGAAUAGUUUCAAUAGAAUGUGUUGUUAUUCGCUUUGACAUAUGUUUAGACAUUUGUAUUAAGAAUAAUUGGUAAAAGUAAUCAUUUAUCAUAUAGUUAAUGAACGGAACUAAACUGUUGUUCUAAUCUGUCCUCUCGGGGCUAUCAUGAAAAGUGACAUCAGACGGUAUCUUAAUGCAUGGAAGAGAAAAUUGGACCGAACAGUGUAUACCUCAAAACCCCCCUCUAACUGGCUGAAGAAGAGUGACGUUCAAUACGACCCUGUCCGCACCACUUCUACCGAGAGAAUCCGAGUCCGAACCAGCAACCGGUGUACAGCAUCCAAACUAAGCUAUCAACUGCUUUUCUCUCAUGUCUUUUCUCAGGAGUGUGAGAGGAGUCCACGUGGAGUGAGCAUGGGGAGAGAUCUGUUCUAAACUUCUCUUGUGUUGCUGGUAUACUGGUUGACGAAUGGACAAGACAUAAUGGGUAGUAAAGGUGAUGGCGGCUCAGGUGAGACAUUGAAAUUGGGACAUUAUCACGUCCAUCCACUUUGAACUGUAAAGCUAUCUGAAGAAGACAAAAAGGACGCCAGAAGAAUCCGUGCCUGAAGGAGGGGGUUUGUCAACUGCCCAAAAUUGUUUUAGACUUUUGGGGUAUCAGGUUGAUUGUAGAGGUCUACAAUACAUUAAAUUAUAGUAAUUUAGAUUAAGAAUGCAUUGAGAUACUGAUCUGUAUUAUAAUCGUGAUACAAAAAUGUAAUAGUAGAAUUAUGGGAUAAUUAUACUGGAUGUUAAUAUAAAUGUACAUUCUGCCAAUGUGUGUUAAAUUGAGUUUUUUUUAAACUUUGAGUGUUAGGACCAAUUUGAAUCACUGAGCAAUGUCAUUCAAGAUUUUGGUUGGAUAAUGAAUUGGGUUUUUAAUUAUGAUUUGGAAACUGAAUGAUUUUUAAAACCGAAGGAUUGAUUUGAGUUUAGUAUGUUAAUAACUAUAUGAGUGAAGCCAUGAAUGUAUUAGGGAUUGAUUGUGUUGAUUGUAGUUAUGAACUAAAGAUGUUGACACUAUUCUAAGCAAGCCCUGGUGAAUGGAGAGGGUGAACUCUGAUCUGGAGAGUGAAACUGAAGCUAAUCUAUUUGCUCUAUAGGCAUUGCCUUAUAAAUAGUGGAAUCAUGAUGCUUGUCUUGAGCCAUGUUCAUUAGGCACCAAUGGAAUACAUUUUACUUUAGCCAGGAGUCACUACCUGGAUUUGUUCAACAAGAUAUGCUAAUUUUAGUUUCUGGGAUGGAAAUAGUUAUUUCCACCAUGCUGAUCCAUUGGAGUGUGAUAGAUAACUAAAGCUUAUUUUAUUCAACUCCAUUGUUGCAUGCACUGCAUUAUGCAUUAAACAUGUGCUUUUCACUGUCUAUGAAGAUAUAGCUUUGAAUCUUAUAAACUGUAUGCAUUUUUUGUUUUUCUUCAUGGGUUUGUGCAGGUGACUGUAACAUAACCUUCCCAGACAAAUUGCUUGAAUGCUUUGAAAAUGUGUUGGUGGCUGAAAUAGGAGACCGUGCUGAGUUUCUUGGAAGGAGGCUGAGCCAGUGCUACAGCAGCCGGUCAUGUGCAGGAACCCAUGCAAUGAGUUAUUGCUUUUAUGCUUCUUGGUUUAUGUAGAAUAAACUGUAUAUACAUUUUUGACGUGAAUGAAUGUUCUUAAAUCUUGUAAUUUUCUUUUAAGUUGAGAGGACUCUUGAAAUGGGGGAAUGUGAGAGCAAAAUUGCAAGAUUACGUUAUAAUACUUUUAUUGCAUAAAUGGUUGUUUCAUUCAACAGAAUACAGUAUUCCUAACAGUUGUAUGUGUGUUCUACUGAGGAUGGACCUCUGGGAGAUCAAACUGACACGAGAUUUACGAUGUCUUUUGCGUGAUAAAACCUAAAGAGCGUUCAAGGGCAUGGAUGAAUGUUUCUGUUCUAUACCGUACCAGGGAGAGAUAGUUCCAGUUUGGAGUCGCAGGGCCAGACACUGGUCUAUACAAUGAUAACUGUUGACACAGCAGAUACAUUCUGCUAUGUAUUAUAGGUACCUUUCAUACAAAUCUUAACCUUUGGCCCCAAGGUUGAAAGGGGUGUAUCUUGGCUAUAAAAUACCUUUUUUUACUUUUGUCUCGGGGCUCUCAAGGAAUCAUCAGACCAGCCAUCGCUAUUUCAAAGCUCUCCCUAAUAAAGGUUCAGUUUCAGUAUAACUCUUGA